AUGAGUUCCAUGACUACAAUUCUUGUCAUUGCAAUAUGCUUUGUUCAAGCCUUGUAUGCAGGCCUCUCCAUCAUUUCAAUCCUUGCACUAAGGCAGGGCAUGAGCCACUACACCUUUGUGGUGUAUCGUAUGGCCAUUGCAACUGCCUUGGGAAGUCCACUGGCAUGCCCUGUACUGGACCAAAACUUGUACUAUGUGGGCAUGGAGAACUCCAAUGCCACAUUCACAUCGGCCAUGUGCAACAUGCUUCCGGUGUUUGCAUUUGUCAUGGCCUGGAUUUUCAGGUUGGAGAAUGUGGACUACAGACACCCGAGGGGAUUGGCCAAGGUUCUAGGAACCUUGGUUUAUGUGGUAGGAGCAAUCCUCCUUACCAUGGGCCAAUGUACUCAAGUCCUACCCCUGCAAGCUCUCUCUCAUGCUUUGAUUUGCUUCUGGGGUAUGGUGGAAGGAGCAGUGGUGGCUAUUGUGGUUGAAAGGGAAAAUUCAGAAGCAUGGUCCAUACACUUCGACUUCAAGUUGCUCGCAGCUGCUCUUCUAUCAGGGGCUGUAUAUUAUGUCAUGGGGCUGGUUGUGACGAAGAAGGGAACAGUUUUCUACUCUGCCUUUAACCCCUUGGCCACCCUGCUUGUGGCGAUUUUGGGAUCAUUUUUUCUGGCAAAACAAUUUCUCAUCGGAGCUGUAACCAUUGUGGGAGGCCUCUAUCUUGUUCUUUGGGGAAAAGCAAGAGAUCAGCCUCCCUCUUUGAAUGCCAAUGUGGAAGAACCAACUGGAACCCCAACAAUAGACGAUUAA
Molecule: messenger RNA, 792 nt
Organism: Rosa chinensis
Lineage: Eukaryota; Viridiplantae; Streptophyta; Magnoliopsida; Rosales; Rosaceae
Product: WAT1-related protein At2g39510
Exons: 6
Coding region: 1-792 (263 amino acids)
Cellular component (GO): plasma membrane
Molecular function (GO): transmembrane transporter activity
Source: RefSeq, a predicted model, not a curated record